CCCACUCAUACUCGUUGUCUAGCUUGACAGAGGUGUAAAUCAUGGAUGUAUAUGAAGAGGUCAGCUAGAGGUUUUCACCUCCGGCUGUGUGUCGUGCUACAGCAGCAGGCAACAGCGAUGACACAGAGGUCAUAGGUGUUGGUGGAAACACAGAGAUGAUCUUCUCAACAGUCUGACCUGAAGACAAUCAAUACAGUCAGCCAUCCCAGGGCUGCAGAUGGAGAAUGGAGACCUGGGUCACAUGAUGGGGGAGCCAGUGACUCUGAACGUGGGCGGCUGUGUGUACAGCACGUCUAUGUCCACGCUGCAGCGUUAUCCAGACUCCAUGCUGGGAGCCAUGUUCAGAGGAGACCUCCCCACUGUGAGAGACACACAUGGAAACUACUUCAUUGAUCGCGAUGGCCUGCUGUUUCGCUACAUCCUCAACUUCCUGCGGACGUCAGAGCUGACACUGCCGUGCGACUUCAAGGAGACAGAGCUGCUCAGGAAGGAGGCUGACUUCUAUCAAAUCGAGCCCCUGAUCCAGUGCCUGGGAGACCCCAAACCUGUGCUGCCCUACCCCACUGACACUUAUGAGGAAGUAGUGGAGCUGUCCAGCACCAGGAAGCUGUCCAAGUACUCCAACCCUGUCGCAGUCAUCAUCACCCAGCUCACCAUCACCACUAAGGUCCAUGCAGUGUUGGAGUCCAUCUCCAGCAGUUUCACAAAGUGGAACAAACACAUGAUGGACACCAGAGACUACCAGGUGUCUUUCACCUUCGGACCAUGUGACCACCAACAGGAAGUCAGCCUGCGUGUCCACCUGCUCGACUUCAUCUCCAAAUCUGGUUUUACAAUACGCAACACGCGUGUUCACCACAUGAGUGAGCGAGCCAAUGAGAACACAGUGGAACAUAACUGGACAUUCUGCCGACGAGUUCGCAAAGUCAACGACUGACAGAUGAACUGAAGGAUGGACUUACUGACAGACGAGUGUCUGCAGACAGGCAGAGACUUGUGUGUGGUGGUUUUGUUGUGAAAUGUUAAUGUUUUGCAUGAUGUGUGUUGUUUCUGAAGCAUUCCCUCAGUCUACUCACAGCUGAAGCACAAGGCCAGGUUACUGGAUGGCUAGCAUAUUAGCCACAUGUGGUACAUAAUCAUGAGCCUUUAACAUGUAAUAUUACUUGUGCUUCAUCGUAUAUACAUUACAUGGCCAAAAGUAUGUGGACAGCCCUCACACACUAAUAAUAUUUUACACAAUAGUGUAUUUUCUUCUUUCAGCAUGACAAUGUCCCUGGGCACAAAGCCAGGUCUAUAACGAAAUGGUUUUCCCAGUUUGGUGUGGAAGAAUUUGACUGGCCAGCGCAGAGCCCUGACCUCACCCCAUCCAAUUCCUUUGGAUGAACUUCAACACCCACUGUGAGCCAACCCUUAACACCCAAAGUCAGUAUUGAACCUCAUUAAUGCUCUUGCGGAUAAAUAGGAGCCAUUACCUAGCUAUCUAUCUCAUAUAGCUGCAAUGUUCUGGUGUCCACCUACUUUUGGCCACGUAUCUGGCAUAUCAGCAGUAUCACAAAUUUGAUAAACGUCAGUAAAUAGGAAUGAAUAUUAACUGCAAAUAAAACAAUCUGAAAAAUGA
Seriola aureovittata is the source of this 1618-nucleotide messenger RNA. It is a transcript of the gene kctd6a, whose product is annotated as potassium channel tetramerization domain containing 6a. The record is from RefSeq and is a predicted model, not a curated record. Bases 218 to 937 code for a protein of 239 amino acids. The transcript is spliced from 6 exons. Gene Ontology annotation, biological process: protein homooligomerization. NCBI's taxonomy places the organism in Eukaryota, Metazoa, Chordata, Actinopteri, Carangiformes, Carangidae. Gene Ontology annotation, molecular function: protein binding.